GGCUGCGAUAGCUUUGGGAUCCUUAAAUCCCGGGCGUGGGGCCGGAGCCUCCAUAAGACCGAAUGCAAAAGUGGGGAGGGGGUGUCCCUGGGGCCAGCUCCCCCAGAAGCCACCUCGCUGGAGGGCAGCCGUCGGGACGAUGGCGCAAGCCUCUCACCCCCCCCCCCCCAGCGACAACAGCCACGGUGACAAAAUGGCAGCUCGGCGCCCGACAGGCGAGCCACCGGCACAGCGCCGGGGACGGCUGCCCCUGCACCCCGAGAAUGGCAGGCACCCUGGGGCUGGGUCUCCCGCCGGCUUAGCAGUGCAAAUGGCGAGUACAGAUAGUGGCCCGCAGGUCCGAGAGGGUCGAGGGCCCCCGGCCCGCCGCGCCCUCUCCAGACCGGAUCCCCAGACCAGCGCCGCCGGGCUUCUGCAGCGCCUGUGCGCGCCCGGGUCCCCUCCAGUGGGCACCAGGGUCCCCGCCGAGCCGGGUCCGCGGCCUCCGUGGGGGAGGGGCGGGCCGCCGGCGCCCCGGGAAACAUGGCUGCUCGUCCUAGUUCGGCGGCGUCGCGGCCACCAGUCCCCGAGAUGCGACUUGGGAGAGAGAGAGGUUGCAGAAGGAGGCAGCCCAUCUUCUCCUCCCCUCGAUCAUCUUUUCCAUCCAGACGCGAGUCGUGGGAGCUGAGAGCUCGGACAAGGAGGAUCCUGCGCCAGCGGAAUUCAAUCAAUAAACCCCGAACCCACGGCCGCGCGUUUUAGGACUUUGAAGGCUCAACCAGCUUCGCUCGGUGCUCGAGCCCCCAGCACCCGCGGCGCACACUAACCUGAUCGCCGUGGAGGCGGGAUCUGCAGCUCCGGCGUGGAGCGGCGGCAGCACGAGCCAAUCGAGUGGCGAGGCUUCGGAUGCCAGCCAAUGGUGGUGGUGGCGGCGGGGGGCAGGGUCCAAUGGGCGGCCUGCGCAGCGGGCCAGGGAGGCUCAGCCAUUUGGCUGUGGUGCCGGAGACGGACCCUUUUAGAUACCCGGGUGUCCGAGGAGAAGCGCGGCUGCAGCUUGGUGGCUGCGCGCGGGGGGCGGGAGGGAAGGCAGGGCAGGUGCGUGGACCUGAAGGUUCGUGGCCGGGGGCGGGGCCGCAGGUGCGUGGACGCGGGAGGGGCGGGGUCCUUGCGGGGACAUCCUCUGGGUACUUGGCGGGCGGACGAGGCCUGGGGCGCGCGGGCUCAGGGCAGGCCCAGAGAGGGCGCGCAUUCUGGGGGCUCCCGAAGGACAGAUCACACCCCAGGCGCCCACUUGGCGCAUCCUUUCGGACUGGGUCUACUCCCAUUCCCGCAAUUAAAUAAGCAAAUCUAAGCGCAUGAUGUACCCAUCUACCGAGGAGCGAGGGCGGGAUCUCGACCCAGAGGCUUGGCAUUCUGAUGCCCUGCCAGGACAGUCUUAACAGAAGCGAUUCCCCGAGAGCCACCGGAGAUCUUGUGUAGGGCAAUAAAUGAAUGAAAAGGCCGCGGGUGCAGAACUGUAUAGAAUAUUUAAAAAUGCUAAAGGAAGGUGGUAGUAGCCGAUUCUCAGAGCCGAGCAUAAUUUACGGGCUUUAUAGGUUUUGUUGAGAGAGUGUUGCUCAUUUCAAUCCAAUUGUCCACUAAAGUCGUUUGGUUAGAUCUGAGUUGCCAAGGAGUCGCUAACUGGAGCACUUAUCCAGGUCUUUCGGUUGCUUUGGGUUUUGUUUUUGUUUUUAAAGAGACCUUAAAAGCCUUGGUUCUCACUGGGUUACCGCUUCUUAUGGGCAACCCUGGGACCUGAUGCACUGCGUGGAUAUCUGUGGCUGUGGACAAAUGACGGGGAUGACUGUCAACAGGGACCCAUGUUUACCUUCAUCCACACAACUGUAUCACAGUGUCCGUUUCCCUUCGUCUGCACUCUUCCGCAAACAGCCCAAGGUAGUUUUGUAUUUUUGGAUACACUGGAACUGAGCAUUUUGUUCAGUAAGUUCUUUUAGAUCAAAUAAUGAAUUUGAAGGCCAAUAAAUGUUUAUUUUGAGUAACUGGAAGUACAAUUAAAAACCUGU
This is a messenger RNA of Microtus ochrogaster (prairie vole), 2042 nucleotides long. RefSeq lists its product as uncharacterized. The record is from RefSeq and is a predicted model, not a curated record. Lineage: Eukaryota; Metazoa; Chordata; Mammalia; Rodentia; Cricetidae.